Messenger RNA from Rhagoletis zephyria (snowberry fruit fly), 4099 nucleotides. Its product is annotated as serine-rich adhesin for platelets-like. Gene Ontology annotation, biological process: phosphatidylinositol phosphate biosynthetic process; intracellular signal transduction. NCBI's taxonomy places the organism in Eukaryota, Metazoa, Arthropoda, Insecta, Diptera, Tephritidae. Gene Ontology annotation, molecular function: 1-phosphatidylinositol-3-kinase regulator activity. Gene Ontology annotation, cellular component: phosphatidylinositol 3-kinase complex. The record is from RefSeq and is a predicted model, not a curated record.
AAAUUGGCAUCCCUUUUUAUAUUUCAGUUCCAGUUUUUCAGCCCAGCAAGUAUGGCGUUUAGUUAAAUUCGUACAGUGAAAAGUUGUGACAUAUUAUUGUGAAAGCAAGAAAUUGGAUUCAAAUGAAUUUUGCUACUUGUGCUUUACCCGAUAAUACGAAUAAAGGUGCUCGUUUAAACAAUAAAGAAGUCAGAAAAAUGUACCAAUUUGUUUUGUGUAAACAUAAAAUAAGCUAAAUUAAUAUAUACAGAUAUACAGUUUUUGGAAGAAGGGGUCGAAGUGCGGUUCAUGCAGAUACAGCAAAUCUCGAUGUGCCACUUUAAUUACAGAAUAUAAAAAACAAAACAAAUUGUUGAAAUAUCUUCCGAUGGGGCACCGUUCCAGCAAACAAUCUGCUGGCCUAACCGACGGUAACACUAGCAUCAAUAAAAAUUCAACUAAAGACACAUCAUCAGUAGCUAAAUUAUCCAAGCAAUCGACUCGUCGUCAUUCGUCACGUUUUCCAAAGUCGCGUUCAGCAAAUAGCGAAAACAAUCAACAUUAUCGCCACUCAAUCGCAUCACUUAACAGCAGUAGUGGUAGCGCCGCUACUGUGUACGGAGAUAAGCUCUUGCCUGUUUUGCGGUUAGAUAGCGGCGAUUCCAUAACCUCGGAAGGCUCAUCGGGUCUCGGCUCAGUGACCAACAACUCAUCAGGGCAGAUUAUUAUAAAAAUACGCUUCAAAACGCAUACGCCGGGUGACAUGGACAAUGCAUCAGAAAAUGCACAGUCUUCGCCAACUACAGCAGCCGAGUCAUGCGCUCCAACGUUGGCAAAUAGCGAAGGUUAUCGCCGUUUAGUGGAUACGAAUUCGAAUAAGGUGCCGCGUGGUGAUGCGGUUUUAUUGAGAGCUGCUGGCAGUUCUCCCAACUCAGCGUUAAACAAUACAUACAGUGGUUGUAAUAUAAAUAAUAAUAGAGCAUCUCUUCCGGCACACUUGAAUGCUCUACGCAUUACUGAGCCGCUAUUGGAACAAGGGAUGGAUAGCGCUAGUGCCGUUGAGUAUUACGAGGUUAACGAAGAGGCUACAACCUCAGCACGCACGCGGCCCGAUACAAGUCGGCGUCAGAAAACAAAGUCGGCUUUCAUGAAUUUUAGAAGCAUUUUGGAAUCAUCCAGCAGCAGCAGUAAAUCGCAGCUCAAUAAAAUUUCUUCAAACAGCAAUAGAAAUAAUAACAAUAACAGCAGCAGCAGCAGCAGUAGCAGUAGCAGCAAUCAUUCCCGCAGUAUUGCACAAACGUCACCAACAUCGCUGUCGGCAUCACAAACACAAAAUCAAUAUCGGCCUCGUGGCGGCGAUGCAACAACAGCUAGUUCUUCCAGCAUUUACCAUGACACUCCAAUAAGUAAUGCCUUUGCGCCGACAACUUCCAAUGCACUUAUGCCCGGCACUCCAUUAUCGAUUACUACCUCAACGGCAACACUUCCACUUUCACCAUUACAACAGACGACGGCAACCACCAAUCAGCUGGCUAUUUGGGCAGCUAACAAAGAUGUAAUAAUCUCUGCCAUUAAUUUGGUGGUGUGUCCAUCCACAACGGCUGUCGGUUUGGAACGUUUGAUGACCACAGAACUCGUGGCUGGGAAUAGUUGCAGUGUUGGCGGCGAUGCAAGUAGUGGAGAACGCGAGCAAGUAUGCGCAGUGCCCACUUCGUUGCUAAGAAACAGUAGCACACAGGUGUCAGCGUCAGCGACUAGCGGCCCCAUUGUACACUCACAAGUAGAUUUUGUGCAUUAUCUUGUGCCAGAUUUGCUGCGCAUUUUUAACUCGAGCUUUUACUGGGGCAAAAUGGAUCGCUAUGAGGCCGAGCGUCUACUGGAAGGCAAGCCCGAAGGUACAUUCUUGUUGCGCGACUCGGCGCAAGAAGAGUAUCUAUUCUCGGUAACAUUCCGAAAGUACGGGCGAUCGCUGCAUGCGCGCAUUGAGCAAAGUGGACACAAGUUCAGUUUCGAUUGCCACGACCCAGCAGUGUUUAGUACUUCAACAGUGACCGGUUUACUGGAGCACUACAAGGAUCCCGGUAGUGUCAUGUUCUUUGAGCCAAUGUUGACUGUACCAUUCCAUCGCAAGACAGUCUUCUCUUUGCAACAGCUGGCGCGCGCUGCCAUUGUUUCCAAUACCACCUAUGACGGCAUAUCGGAGCUGGAGCUGCCGGUACGCCUCAAAGCAUACCUUAAGGAAUAUCACUAUAAGCAAAAGCUACGCGUGAAGCUACUCGACGACGCGCUACUCACAUGUGCCUAGUGUCCGCUGGGCGCGGCACAUUACCGCGCCGCCAUUAUUGCUAGCAACAAUGCUUUAGGUGCUAGCACUGGCGUAGGUGAUGGUGGCCGAAUGCUGAUGCAUGCAACAUCUACAACAGCUGCUGCGCUUGGCGUAAAUGUUGGGUCUCUUGUUGGCGAUCAUGGUACCAGUGCCAGUGGUGAUGGCAAUGAGUUAAGCGCCAGUGUCGCUGCAGGAUUGGUUGAAGGCUUGGUAAAUAUGCGUUUAGUGUCGGUAGAAACAUUGCACGACCUUGUCGAUCUAGAAGACUUGCAGCACGCGAACACCUUUGUUACUUACGUACAGCACUCGGCUGUUUUAGAGCAACUCAAUGGUAAUUCUGCAGAGAAAGGUCAUAGGAGCAACAUCAACAAGCAGCGACAGCGUCGUCAGCAGCUGCUUAAAAUACCAAAUCGCAUGACAGAGUUGCUAAGCCGUGUAACAGCUAAUUUAAAUUGUUACAAUAAUGCGCAGCGCCUUAGACGCCAACGGCAGCAGGCGCAGUCGCAGCAGCAGCAGCAGCAUCAGCAGGGAGAGAGAGUGUCUUCGCAAGGCCAGGAACAGUAGGCGUUUAGGCUUAUAAGGAAAUAUAUAUAUGUAUCUGUAUAAAUACAUCAUACAUAUAUACAAGACAAUCCCAGUGAAUAUGAAAAUCAAAAAUGUAAACAAAAACUCCAAAUCGUGUAUGACUACAAUUGAAGGGUGUAGAAGAUGUGUAAUGAUAUCGAAAAACCCACAAAGUCUACCGUCUAUUACACUCUUUAAAUUAUGCUUGAUGAUGUAUCAAAAUAGUAUUAAGCAACAGCUAUGUGUAAUGGUAAUUAUAGAUAUUUUUUUCCUUUUGCAUAACAAGCACACAUAGCUCAACCAUGUAUGUAUGUAAAUGCAGGCUCUAAGCACGUUUGAAGUUUCGAAUUCAUUAGGGGUAUUCUCUGAGUCUUGCAAAGCACGGUAAGUACCGGUUUUCUUAUGGGUCAGCUUUGCAAACCGUGCAAUCCGUGCACCGUGCAAGGGCUUUGCAAGACUCGGCGAAUACCCCCAUUGAGCGAUUGUUCUACGUAGCGAAUUUGCUGAAAACGUAUUUAGGCUAGUGUUUUUUGCGGCUUAGAUUUAUUAGAGAUGUAACAGAAAUUAUUGAAAUUGUAUUAAAUAUUAAAUGUACAUAUGUUAUAUGCUUCUUGUUACUAUUUUAAUUCCUAGAAUGUUCGUUUAGUUUAUUGUAAUAUAGAAACACAAAUAGUUUUAAAAUAUUUAGUUAAUGAAAUUAUUUAUUUUCCUACAAAUGUAUGUAUAUAAAUUUAUUUAUUACAUUUUUGAACUUUUUACAGUAUGUAUGUAUUUAUGUACUAUGCUUCCCUUCUCAUUACCGACUUUAUUAUAGUACUUAGAUGUUGUGUCACUAUUCUCCCGUUAAUCAUUUAUUUAUUUAUUUUAUUUUUCUUGGUUAUAUACAUACAUUCACAAAAUUAUUCAUCAAUUGUAAAUACAUAUGUAAACAUUUUGUUGUUAAAGAACAAAUGCACAUUUAAAUUCCUACAUUUAUACAUAAAUGUGAUUACUUAUUAUAUUGGUUGCUGGAACCCUAAAAUAAUUAUUAUUAGUGCCGGCAAAGUAAGGUUAAGGAUAUAGUUGAGCGACGAUAAAAGCGCCAAAAGUCGUUUUACAAAGAUUUCAGCUCUUUUUUUACGUACUACCGCACUUAAUUAAGUUGGUGAAUCAUCUAGAUAUUUUUUCGUCGCUCCACUAUAUUCUUAGCUUAAUAAACAAAUCGAACAAAAAGUUGUAAGACUAUUUGGG